UUUGUUUACUGGCGGAGAGACUGGGAAGAAGGGGGAUCCUACAGGAGCUGGGGGACUCUUCAAUCUACCUCUGUCUGUGGAAUUAUAAAAGGGGGAAAAAUAAAAAUAAAAAAAUAAGUCGAAACUCUGCAUUUUCCCCCCUCAUACCAAUGCAAAGUUUUUUUUCGCUGCAAACAACCGUCAAGAGCAUUAACACAAGUUGGAGCAUAUCAUUUUUUUUCUUCCUAUUUUUAAUUCCCAAACAAAAAAGGAAAGUGGAGAGCUGCUGAGCCUCGUCGAAGUCUGCCUGUCAGCCUUUCAGAGAGUGGAGGUCCCUCUUAAAUCUCUGCACUGACUGAAGAGGAGUUUUAAAGCUGCCCCUAAAAACAGUUUCACAAGUUAGUGAAACCUGUUUUGUGUACCGUGUGGGACUUCAGCGGAUUUUUCCACUUUUUUUUUCUUUACGAAAGACACGCCAACGUUACGCCACGCAUGCCACAAACAUCGAGUCAGCAGCUCCAACUUCCCUCCGAAUUCAAUUAUAUGUGGCUUUUACCAAGGUGUUCAUGCAUGCAUCUUUACGCUUUUUAACAAAAAGGUGCAUUGCGGAUAACUGGCUAUUCGAGACGUUUCUUUAAAGUUAUAUUUUGAGAAGGCUGCUAGAAAGCAGCGCAAACUAAACUUGUGGCCUGGACCGGAGUGGAAGAGCCAGGCCAACUGGCGAGCUAGCUUAACUACUAGCGCUAAGGCUAGCUUCUGCUCAACCAAGAAGUCUGUUUUUGCUUUUUUUUUACGGACACACGUCAACUGAACUAGACCUGUUUUUAUUAAACCAAACGUUUAAAGUCACAGCAACAGCACUCUUGCACACUGUUGGUGUUUGUUAGUGGAGGUUUUGCGUGAAGUGGCUAACUUUAGCAGCAUCAGCGCUAGCUGGUGUUUGACUGAACACGUUGGACACGUUCCUCCGCCCAUCUUCCGGGAUGUCUUUUAUUUAUUUUUGUUUACCUGUUGGCCUCCGCCGCAAAACAAAACCAGUUUCCUGAACGCAUAUCUUCUGCAUUUGAACUGUCCUCCUCGCCAAGUGGAUGGUGUCAGUUAUGUGGCUCCGGACUUUGUGUUUUGUUUUGACCGCUAUCUGCGUUGUGAUGAGCUGUCAUCGAGCUUAUGGAGAGAUUUGUCCAAGUAAGGACAUUCGCAACAAUGUGACCAACCUGCAGACACUCGAGAAUUGUACUGUGAUCGAAGGCCACCUGAAGAUCUUACUCAUGUUCAGGACCAAGCCAGAGGAUUUCCGAGGCCUCAGUUUCCCCAAGCUGAUGGUGGUGACCGACUAUCUGUUGCUAUUCAGGGUUUAUGGCCUGGAGAGCCUCAGCGAUCUCUUCCCCAACCUGACGGUCAUCAGAGGCAACAACCUGUUCUUCAACUAUGCUCUAGUGGUGUUCGAGAUGCUCCAGCUGCGAGAGCUUGGCCUCCACAGCUUGAUGAAUAUCACCAGAGGAGCUGUGAGACUUGAGAAGAACCCAGAGCUUUGCUAUCUCUCCACUCUGGACUGGUCCAAGAUCCUUGACUCAGUGGAGGACAACUACAUCAUGGCCAACAAGAAUGAAAGAGAGUGUGGUGAUGUCUGCCCAGGAACGGCGGCUGGAAAGACAACGUGCCAGACGACGACCAUUAACGGACACUUCAGCGAACGCUGCUGGACACAAAACCACUGCCAAAGAAUGUGCCCUGCUCAGUGCAAACACCGGCCGUGCACUAAAGCUGGCGAGUGCUGCCACGACCAGUGUCUGGGUGGCUGCCUGAAGCCCAACUCAGCCAGUCACUGUGUGGCCUGCCGUGGCCUCCAGCAUGAGGGCAACUGUGUGGAACGUUGCCCAAAAAACAACUUCACUUAUAAGGACUGGCGCUGCGUCUCCUUUGCCUUCUGCCAGGAUCUGCACAACAGAUGUAAGAGGGAGAAGGAGCGCAACAAGAACGCUGACUGCCACGAGUACGUCAUCCACAACGGUGCCUGCAUCCCUGAGUGUCCCUCUGGCUACACAACCGUCAGCUCCUCCUCUCUCAACUGCACUCCCUGUGCAGGGCUUUGCCCCAGGGUGUGUAUGGGUCUGAAAACCAUAGACUCCGUGACCGCUGCCCAGGCUUUGAGAGGGUGCACCAUUCUCAAUGGGAGCAUGGUCAUCAACCUGCGAGGAGGAAACAACAUCGCAGCGGAACUGGAGGCCAGCCUGGGCCAGCUGGAGGAGAUCACUGGCUACCUUAAAGUGCGACGUUCCUACGCCCUUGUGUCCCUCUCAUUUUUCCGCAAACUCCGCAUUAUUCGUGGAGAAGAGCAGGAGAAUGGGAAUUACUCCUUCUAUGCCCUGGAUAACCAGAAUCUGCGACAGCUCUGGGACUGGUCCAAACACAAGCUAACUAUCCUGCAGGGGGGCAUGUUUUUCCACUACAACUCCAAACUCUGCAUGUCUGAGAUCCGCAAGAUGGAGGAGGUGACAGGAACCAAAGACCGGCAAGUAAAGAACUACAUCGCUUCCAAGACCAACGGAGACCAGGCCUCAUGUGAGAACCACAUAUUGAAUUUCACCCACAUCCGAACUUCCAGCGACAAGAUUAUGAUCAAGUGGGACCCCUUCUGGCCACCAGACUUCAGAGAUCUGCUGGGGUUCAUGGUGCUCUAUAAAGAAGCUCCUUUCCAGAACGUAACAGAGUUCGAUGGGCAAGACGCCUGUGGCUCCAACAGCUGGGUGAUCGCUGAUGUGGACCCUCCACGUCGAGCCACAGACUUAGAAAAAGAGCAAAUAGAACCAGGAUAUCUCAUCAUGCCUCUGAAGCCCUGGACACAGUACGCCAUCAUGGUGAAAACCCAGCUCUCAGCAUCUGACGAGCACCAGGUCCACGGAGCCAAGAGCAAGAUCGUCUAUGUCCGCACAAACGCCACUAAACCUUCUGUCCCACUGGACCCCAUCUCCUCGUCUAACUCCUCCUCCUCCAUCAUUCUCAAGUGGAAACCUCCCAAUGACCCCAACGGCAAUAUCACUCACUACCUGGUCUUCUACCAGCGCCAGCCAGAGGCCAGCGAGCUCUAUAAGUUUGACUACUGCCAGAAGGGGAUGAAGCUGCCAUCACGGGUGCCCACUCAGGUGGACAGUGAUGAGGAACAGAAGUGGAACCAGACGGAGGAGCAGGGCCAGGGGAUGCGAUGCUGCGCCUGCCCAAAAACUGACAAGGAGCUCAAGAAGGAGAAGGAGGACUCAGAAUACCGCAAAACCUUUGAGAAUUACCUCCACAAUGAAGUCUUUGAGAUAAAACGCUCCAGGCAACGGCGCUCUGUGAUGGGCAUCGCCAACAGAACGCACCUCUUCCUUACUACAUCUCCCAGCCCGCCUGGAGGAACAGGCAUCCCCGAUGAAGUGGAGGAAGAAACUUUCGAAAGCACGAAGACUGUAGUCACAGUCCAUGCCAAAGAGUCUGCCGUCAUCUCCAACCUGCGCCACUUCACCAGUUACCAGAUUGAGAUCCAUGCCUGCAACCACCCGACUGACCCAGCCCGCUGCAGCAUGGCAGCAUAUGUCAGUGCCCGCACAUUGCCUGAAGAUAAAGCUGAUGACAUUUUGGGUCCCAUUACUUAUGAGGUGACAGGAUAUAAUGUGCACGCAUACUGGCUGGAACCUACAGCCCCAAAUGGUAUAAUCAUCCUGUAUGAAGUGAACUACAAGAGAGUGGGAGACAGUGAGGAGCUGCACUCUUGUGUGUCAAGGAAGCUGUACAAAGAGCAGCGUGGCGGCCUGCUGAAAGUGAUGCAUCCUGGGAACUACACCGUGAGGAUCCGAGCAACCUCACUAGCUGGGAAUGGAUCGUGGACCGAACCCACAUUUUUUUACAUCCAGGAUGCGAGUGAUCAUCUGUAUGUUGUGAAGAUCAUCAUCGGGCCAGUCAUCUGCUUUUUCCUGCUGCUGUUGGUGGCUGGGGUGGGAUUCUUCAUGUUCAAGAAAAAUCAAACCCAAGGGCCUAGUGGUCCCAUCUAUGCCUCUUCCAACCCAGAGUAUCUCAGUGCUAAUGACGUGUAUGAAGAGGACGAGUGGGAGGUGCCCCGGGACAAGAUCAGCAUUUUGAGGGAACUGGGUCAGGGCUCCUUUGGCAUGGUCUACGAAGGCAUCGCUAAGGACAUCAUAAAGGGCGAAGGGGAAACACGUGUAGCUGUGAAGACGGUGAAUGAGUCAGCCAGCCUAAGGGAGAGAAUUGAGUUCCUGAACGAGGCCUCGGUCAUGAAGGCCUUCAGCUGUCACCAUGUGGUGCGUCUGCUCGGCGUUGUGUCGAAGGGUCAGCCCACACUGGUGGUGAUGGAGCUGAUGACCCACGGAGACCUAAAGAGCUACCUGCGCUCGCUACGGCCUGACGCUGAGAAUAACCCCGGACGUCCACCGCCCACUCUGAAGGAGAUGAUCCAAAUGGCCGUUGAGAUUGCAGAUGGCAUGGCUUACCUUAACGCCAAGAAGUUUGUCCACAGGGACCUGGCAGCCAGAAACUGCAUGGUAGCUCACGAUCUGACGGUCAAAAUAGGGGACUUUGGCAUGACCAGAGAUAUCUAUGAGACCGACUACUACAGGAAGGGAGGGAAAGGCCUGCUGCCUGUCAGGUGGAUGGCACCUGAGUCCUUGAAGGACGGCGUCUUCACUGCACAUUCAGACUGCUGGUCAUUUGGGGUUGUGCUGUGGGAGAUCAGCACCCUGGCCGAGCAGCCAUACCAGGGCCUGUCCAACGAGCAAGUCCUCAAGUUUGUAAUGGACGGAGGCUACCUGGAUCGGCCUGACAACUGUGCAGACAGACUACACAACCUCAUGCAGAUGUGCUGGCAGUACAAUCCCAAGUUGCGUCCCACCUUCCAGGAGAUCAUCGAGAUGCUUCGGGAGGACCUGCAUCCCACCUUCCAGGAGGUCUCUUUCUUCUACAGUGAGGAAAACAAGCCGCCAGAGAGCGAGGAUUUUGACCUGGACAUGGAAAACAUGGAGAGCAUCCCGCUGGACCCUUCGUCAUACUCCCAGAGGGAGCAGUGUUUGGACAGGGAUGAGUCCUCCUCCAUGGGCCUGAGAGGCAGUUACGAGGAGCACCACAUCCCGUUCACACACAUGAACGGAGGAAAGACGAAUGGACGAAUACUUGCCCUGCCACGGUCCAGCCCCUCCUAACAUAUGGGACUCAUAAACCCAGUGAUGAGAUAGAUAUAAUUCUAUUUUUGUUUUUUGUUUUUGUCAUUUUAUAUAGAUCACACUUUUAUCACUUGGAAGCCCUUCAAUGCAUAUCUCAGGACCUUAUUUUUCUCUCCAAAUGCCACAAACACACACUACAGUAAGUCCACAUACGGACGACACAAGACACUUUUUGUAUUUGAGGACAAGUCUCCUGCAUCUCUGUUGUUCAUGAUUGUAGUUUAUAUACUGUAUAUAAUAUAUAUAUUGCCAAGUUUGUGCUUGACUGGGUGGAUAUUGGAUUCAUCUGUGAAACAAACUCUUGAUAAACAAGAAGGCUGCUAAACCCACUGUCCCUCCCCAGGUCCAGGCCAUGUCCCUUUCCCCUGAAUUCAUCAAGAUUUCAUCCCUGGGUUCCUACGUUUUGAAAAACAACAACAAAAAAAAAAGUGCCCUUCUCUCUUUUCUGUGGCCUACACCAGUUGUCUUGGAACUGUGUUUAAAUCUUUGUACACUAGUGGAUGAAAAUGAAAAAAAAAAAAAAUAGACAGAACUCUGUUGGAUGGUCAGACACGUCCAUCCUUGAACAAACUCUUAUCCACUGGAGAAGCUGAUUGAAGUGGCUAACCUCCUCACACUGCAGUAUUCCAGAAUGGCACACAGGAUAAACACGGGACUUUUAAUGGGUUACAUUUUUUUUUUUUUUUUAUUUACUUGGUUUUUUUUCUGUUCCUCUCUUUGCUAUCCCUUUUCUUUUUUUUCACAUUUACAGCUGAAGGAUAUUUAAACUGUUUUCAGAAACAUGUUGGCAAACAGGUUCAUCAGAUUGACCAAUAGCUGCUUCAUUGGUAUAUUUUAGUGGGUAUAGAAGAUAAGAAAUAUAAAGAUAUAUAUAAAUAUUAUAUGGAUGUUUUUGUAAAUAGUCGAUAUGUUGUCAUUCUUGAGGUAUUUCCGGUUAGAUAAUGUUUUUACAUGUUAGUCUCUUAUGUUUAUUUUUUCUAAUCCAGAAAAUCAUAUCAAAUAGCUUUUUUUUUGGACUCAUGAUCAACCAAACAGCACUUGGUUUUUUACAAUGCGAUGCCUGGGAGGAAGAGUGUUUGGCAUCUUCUGCUUAAAAUGUCUGCCCACCAUGUCAAGAUCAAAUAAAAAUAGUGCUGUAAA
Molecule: messenger RNA, 6329 nt
Organism: Melanotaenia boesemani (Boeseman's rainbowfish)
Lineage: Eukaryota; Metazoa; Chordata; Actinopteri; Atheriniformes; Melanotaeniidae
Gene: insra
Product: insulin receptor a
Exons: 22
Coding region: 1068-5168 (1366 amino acids)
Biological process (GO): cell surface receptor protein tyrosine kinase signaling pathway; positive regulation of phosphatidylinositol 3-kinase/protein kinase B signal transduction; positive regulation of kinase activity
Cellular component (GO): membrane; axon; insulin receptor complex
Molecular function (GO): ATP binding; insulin receptor substrate binding; phosphatidylinositol 3-kinase binding
Source: RefSeq, a predicted model, not a curated record